AUGAGUCUGCUGCUGCGGGGGCUUUCUAAGGCUCCUGCAACUUGGCCUCAGCAGGUUACAAUCAAAAUUUCUUUUUUCAAAAACAUUUCAUCUUUUCAAAAGUCCCCACUGGGGCCCCUCUGCAUGCAAGGGGGCCCUGCUGCUGCCUUCAGUACCCUCUUGGGGGCCCCCCGGGGGUCCCCCCGGGGAACCCUCCCAAGAGUACCCCCGGGGCCCUGGCCGCCCUCCUGCGGGGCCCGCCUUCUCUCUGGGGGCCCCGGGGGCCCCCGCGGCUCGGGGGGCCCCCGGGGCCCCUGGGGCCCCGGUGGCCCGGGGGGCCCCGGGGGCCCGGGGGGCCCCGGGGGCUCCGGGGGCCCGGGGGGGCCCCCCGAUAAGGACUUGUACGGGAUUUUGGGGGUAGCAGCAGAAGAGGGGCCCCGUGGGAUUCGUGCUGCUUAUUUGCGGCGGGUAAGGGCUUUGCAUCCAGACGCAAAUGUUGGAUGUCCGAAAAGAAAAGAAAAAGAAAAAGAAUUUAAAGAAGUUCGAGAAGCUUAUGAAGUGCUGGGGGACGCUGCGAGGCGGCGGGAGUACGGGGCAGCAGACUGGAGAGACGGCAGAGAUGAACUCGGCGAAGAGUUCUGGGCCCAAGUGCAGCAAAUUAAAAGAGAAAAGGAAAAGGCGUGGAGAGACAUGCAGAGCCAAAGAAGAGCAGCAGGAAAUUACCAGUGGGGCCCCUCGGGGGGCCCCCCGGGGGGCCCCCCGGGCGGCCCCGCUGGGGGCCCCACUGGCCCGUACCCUUUGGGUGCACUUUUUGCUUUUCUGCGGGCAAUGCCGCUGCUGCUGGUGCCGCUGGUGCUUUUCUUUUUAGUCUACAGAAUGGCUCUCGCCAAAGCCAGGCAGGGCGAGCAGCCGCUGACUCCCAUAUUCAGGGACGAGUUGGGCCGGGCCUUCUUUAUUGACUCCCGAGGGCGGCAGUUCAGGGUGAUGGAGUUUGACCUACUCUACCCAACUUCUGGGGACCCCCGUCAGUAA
This is a messenger RNA of Eimeria tenella, 1011 nucleotides long. RefSeq names its product DnaJ domain-containing protein, putative. Bases 1 to 1011 code for a protein of 336 amino acids. The transcript has 6 exons. The record is from RefSeq and is a predicted model, not a curated record. NCBI's taxonomy places the organism in Eukaryota, Apicomplexa, Conoidasida, Eucoccidiorida, Eimeriidae. Gene Ontology annotation, cellular component: cytoplasm. Gene Ontology annotation, biological process: protein refolding.